Messenger RNA from Vespa mandarinia (Asian giant hornet), 3200 nucleotides. It is a transcript of the gene SPoCk, whose product is annotated as secretory pathway calcium atpase. The record is from RefSeq and is a predicted model, not a curated record. Gene Ontology annotation, cellular component: membrane. NCBI's taxonomy places the organism in Eukaryota, Metazoa, Arthropoda, Insecta, Hymenoptera, Vespidae. Gene Ontology annotation, biological process: calcium ion transport. Gene Ontology annotation, molecular function: ATP binding; P-type calcium transporter activity; ATP hydrolysis activity.
GUCGCGUCAGUUCGUCGCUUGCGGUGAGGUCAUACUCAUUCGAUGCUUCUUUCGAAAUUUAUUCUGUUGCGUGUACGAGUCUCAAGUUCAUUUCUCACAUUAAAAGAACGAUAGAGAUGAUCAAAGUAUACAAAUUGGACGACGAGUAGUGUCUUCUGAAAUUGUCUUGAAAAAACUUUGAGAAUUUGUCAAGAGAGAGAGAGAGAGAGAGAGAAAGAAAAAAAGGGAAAUCAAAAAGAGCAAAAAAAAAAGGAAAGGAAAACAGGGAGGACAUAUGAAGAAGAGGGAUAGAAGGAAGGAGAAGACGAACUCUAGAAGAAACGAUUUAUUGUAAGGAAACGAGAAAACUUUGUGACGUAGAAAUGAAAGAUACGAGUAGUACGAAGUACGAACAGUUCUUCGACGACGCAACUUUGGAGAUACCACCAGACAAGGAGCCAAAGGAGCAGCAGCAUAAUGUGGAUUUAAACGGAGAGGAUAAAGAUCAAGAUACCAAAAUGUGGUUAACGACAGCUGAAGCAGCUAGCCUUGGUGCAGAAGAGGUAGCAGCUAGAUUGCACGUCGAUGUAAGGACAGGACUUUGGUGGCAAGAAGCUGAUCAAAGGAGGCAAUUAGUUGGUUUUAAUGAACUUACUGUUAAGGAAGAGGAACCUACAUGGAAAAAAUAUAUCGAACAAUUUAAAAAUCCAUUGAUUCUUUUAUUGCUUGCAUCUGCCUUGGUCAGUGUUUGUAUGAAGCAAUUUGAUGAUGCUGUCAGUAUUACAGUGGCUAUUAUAAUAGUCGUCACUGUUGCAUUUGUACAAGAAUAUCGUUCUGAAAAAUCUUUGGAAGAAUUAAAUAAACUAGUACCUCCUACUUGUCACUGUUUACGGGAGGGGCAAAUAGAAACAUUUCUUGCUCGUAAGUUAGUUCCUGGAGAUGUAGUUUAUUUAAAUAUUGGUGAUAGAGUACCUGCAGAUAUCAGAAUAUUUGAAGCUAUAGAUUUGGCUAUCGAUGAAAGCAGUUUCACUGGAGAAACUGAGCCAGCUCAAAAAUCAACAACUCCUUUGCUUAAAACAAAUGGAUUAACUUCAAAGAAAAAUAUUGCUUUCAUGGGAACGUUAGUACGUUGUGGAAAUGGAAAAGGGAUAGUAGUAAAUACAGGAGAAAAGAGUGAGUUUGGGGAAGUGUUUGCAAUGAUGCAAGCGGAAGAAGCACCGAAAACUCCAUUGCAAAGGAGUAUGGACAUUUUGGGUACACAAUUAUCAUUCUACUCAUUCUGCAUCAUUGGUAUUAUUAUGCUUCUUGGCUGGAUCCAAGGAAAGGCAGUAUUAGAAAUGUUUACAAUUAGCGUCAGUUUAGCAGUAGCAGCUAUACCCGAAGGCUUACCUAUUGUUGUUACUGUAACACUCGCGUUAGGUGUUAUGAGAAUGGCAAAGAGGAAAGCUAUUGUUAAAAAAUUACCGACUGUUGAAACACUUGGAUGCGUAAAUGUGAUAUGCUCGGAUAAAACUGGUACCAUCACCAAAAAUGAGAUGACUGCUACGAUUCUCGUAACAUCAGAGGGAUAUAUAGCUGAUAUUACUGGAGCUGGUUAUAACGAUAAAGGUGAAGUGCGGAUAAGGAAAUGCGACAAUGCUGAACUUGCACGUACUGCAAUUAGUCAUAUGUUAGAAGUAGGAUGCGCGUGUAAUAAUGCCGUAAUACAAAAUGACACUUUACUUGGCCAGCCAACUGAAGGUGCUUUAUUAGCUUUGUCAAUGAAAUUUGGAAUGUAUGGUUGUGCUGAAAAGUAUUUGCGCCUCCAAGAAUAUCCAUUUUCUUCUGAACAAAAGAUGAUGGCUGUUAAAUGUGCACCAAAAUAUGAUGAAAAUAAGCAGGAAAUAUAUUUUGUAAAAGGAGCUAUGGAAAAGAUUUUGCCACAAUGCACAAAAUAUUAUGCAAAUGGUCAGGAAUUUCCUUUGAAUCAAAAGAAAGAUCAAGAAUUUUUAACAGAGGCCUAUGAUAUUGGUCAACAAGGGCUGAGAGUAAUUGGUCUUGCGCGUGGUUCUUCUCUACAAGAUCUUGUCUAUGUUGGACUUGUGGGUAUAUGUGAUCCACCGAGACCACAUGUUCGUGAAUCAAUUGCAACUCUGAUGAACAGUGGUGUAAAAGUUAAGAUGGUUACGGGUGAUGCUAAAGAAACUGCAGUUGCUAUUGCAAGUAUGAUUGGCCUAGACACCCUUCAUUCACGUCUGAUGUCUGGUGAUGAAAUCGAUUCAAUGUCUGAGCAUCAGUUAGAACAAUUAAUAGGAAACGUUAGUGUCUUUUAUCGAGUUACACCUAAACAUAAAUUAUGUAUUGUAAAGGCAUUACAACGAGAAGGCAAUAUUGUCGGUAUGACAGGAGAUGGUGUAAACGAUGGAGUAGCUUUAAAAAAGGCUGACAUAGGUAUAGCUAUGGGCAAGAAUGGCACUGACGUUUGUAAAGAAGCAGCUGAUAUGAUAUUGGUUGAUGAUGAUUUUGGAACGAUUAUUGCUGCAAUUGAAGAAGGUAAAGGUAUCUUCCACAACAUUCGUAACUUUGUACGAUUUCAACUAAGCACCAGCAUAGCAGCACUAUCUUUAAUUGCUCUUGCUACAUUAAUGGGUGUACCAAAUCCAUUAAAUGCAAUGCAAAUACUUUGGAUUAAUAUUAUUAUGGAUGGUCCACCUGCGCAAAGUUUGGGAGUAGAACCUGUUGAUAAAGAUGUUUUAAAACAGAAACCACGAAAUAUUAAAGAACCUAUGAUUACAAAACAUCUUAUAAUAAACGUAUUAUUAUCUGCUUUUAUUAUUAUUGCGGGUACAGCAUGGGUAUAUAAGAGAGAGAUGACAUCAGAUGGUCAUACUGCAAGAGAUACAACAAUGACAUUCACUUGCUUUGUUUUCUUUGAUAUGUUCAACGCGUUAAGUUGCAGGUCACAGAAAAAAUCUAUUUUUACCAUUGGAUUAUGGAGUAACAAAAUGUUCUUAGUAGCAGUAACAUUAUCGGUAAUAGGACAAAUGUUAGUUAUUUAUUUUCCUCCAUUGCAAAGAGUUUUUCAAACAGAGGCAUUAACUGCAAAUGAUAUUUUAUUCUUAGUUGCAUUGACAUCGAGUGUGUUUGUGAUUAGUGAAAUUAAAAAGUUUCUGGAAAGGUUACUUCAAAGGCGACGUGCUGGUGGACAAUACUACAUUAAAUCAGAGAUGGACUUUGUAUGA